Messenger RNA from Trypanosoma cruzi, 1284 nucleotides. RefSeq lists its product as uncharacterized. Gene Ontology annotation, cellular component: microtubule plus-end; microtubule organizing center; spindle midzone. Gene Ontology annotation, biological process: protein localization to microtubule plus-end; spindle assembly; regulation of microtubule polymerization or depolymerization. NCBI's taxonomy places the organism in Eukaryota, Euglenozoa, Kinetoplastea, Trypanosomatida, Trypanosomatidae. The coding region runs from base 1 to 1284 and encodes 427 amino acids. The transcript has a single exon. Gene Ontology annotation, molecular function: microtubule plus-end binding. The record is from RefSeq and is a predicted model, not a curated record.
AUGCAUGGAACUUCGGCGGCAGUACAGCCCUCAGGAAGAGGGGAGCUGUUAUUGUGGAUUAAUAGCGUUUGCACUGCCCAAUACCCAAGUGUUGAAUCAUUGCGUGAUGGUGUUGCAUAUUGCACCAUAGUUGAUGCUGUAACUAGUCGUGUGGCGGAGAACUGCACUGCGCUUGGGCUACCGGAGGCAAAAAUUGCCCAAUCACGAGCAAAACGUGCAUCUCUGCUUCUCAGUCGUGUUGAAUGGGGAGUUACAACGGUUACUUGCAUCAAUCAAGACCCCUCUUCAGAUACUUUGCAGGAGCGUGGACACUGUGAAAAAAACAUGCAAACACUACAAUUUAUGCUUCGGGGCUGCGUACCACAAGAAUUUUCUUUAGAAGUUGAUGUAACGCGUUUGGCGGCAGGAAAGCUUCAAGAGCAUAUCAUGCUCCUGAAAUGGAUGUAUCAGUUUUUGAAGAAGAUGCUGAACACGUACUCCAGGUCGGCACUUGAGCGACGCGCCAAUACUUCUGAAGGUGCUGGGCACGUGGAAGGUGUGAGGCCGACAAGAGCUAUGAAGUUGCAACAAAAAAUGGUUCGAGAGAAGUAUAUGGAGCUCGAUUUUGCUGGACCUGUCCCUAACAACGAAACAAAGAAUAACGAAGUAGAGACCAGCAUGCGAGAGGAUCCUACGUUCGUCAAAGACAUAAAAAAUAAAAAUAAAAGCCAGGCUAUAAGAAUGGGUUCUUUUCCUACGAUUGUAUCUGGGGCAGUUGAUUUUUCGGAAGAUGAAGGCGAAGUGUUACCGAAAUUUCAUGUGGAGCAUCUAGAUGAAACAAGCAAGGAAAAUCGGCAUGUAUGCAACCGCAAUUCCCAACUUAAUAUCGAUUCUAAUGGCUCUCAUUUUUUUUUAAAUCUGGAUAUAGAAUCUUUGUUUUUGUUACCUCAAGAGUGCCUUGCUGUAAUGGAGGAUAUGAGACGGGAGGUCGAGUCUUAUGAGGCGAUUACUCUUGCCGCGUAUAGACAUCAUCAGCAUUGCCUAACAGGGUCUAAGGAUGAGCAAGAAAGCUAUUUUACCGGAGGGUGUUCUAUUAAUGAAGAAUUACUAUUGAAGAAGGCUCCGAUCAUAUCAUUAGAACAGCUUGGUCUUUUGCUGGAGGAGCGAGACAAAUUGUGGCAAACUCUAGAGGUGCUUCAGAAUGUCCUUUUACGGAAUCUAACAGGGUUAAUAGAUGGAAUUGGAAGUACUAACUCUGCUUCACCGCUUAUUAAAAAAAUACUGUUGGCACUUUCUCCAUUAUAG